GAUUAGAGCUGAGCACGUUUGAUUAUUGUUGUUAUAAUUUAGAACAUAAGUUGUCUGAUAUCAGACAAAAACUAAGUUGACAACAGUUAAAUAAAUUGUCAUCCCAUAGCUUGUGAAACAAAGUUAUUUAUUCAUCUUCAAAUAACGGAUUAAUAAUAUUUUAAUCAAAAUGUGGAAUUCAGGAAAAAAUGAAGGUGGAUUCAUGGAUGAGAGCUAUUCUACAUCAGCUCCUCAAGAAAAAACUACUAAAGAUGCUCGAAGAGGAGCAAAUAUCAUCCCUAUGAUGAUUGGAAAUGUAAAAAAAUGUACAAGAAAAUCAAAAACCAUCUGGGGAGCGAAUAUCAACAUCAUUUGUGUGGUUGGUAUUGUCCAAGAAAUUUCAGAGGUUACCACCAAAAUUGCAUAUGAACUUGAAGAUGAAACUGGUACAAUAUCAGCAUUUAAAUGGCUAGAAGCUGAAAGUACAGCUCCAGAUGAUAUCAAGAUUGGGUCUUAUGCAAAAGUCCAUGGAUCUGUGAGAGAACAAGGAGAUAAAGUUCAUAUUUUUGUAAUGAAAAUAACCCCAGUUAAAUAUUUUUCUGAAAUAUUUAGUCAUCUUCUUGAAGUUACUAUGAUUGCUAUGAAAUCUCACACUUCUAAUGCCAUGGAAGGAAUUGAAGAGCAAGGUACUAAUGACGAUGAUGAUGAUAAUGUUUGUCUUGGGUUGACAAAUGAACAAAAGAUCAUUUACCGAAUUAUAAAGCAACACAGUGAUUCUGAAGCUGGUAUUGAACGUAGUGAGCUUAAACAAAAAGUACCAUCUCCUUUGCUAUCCAAAGUUGAUGGAAUUCUAGACUUCCUAUCGUCUGAAGGACAUGUAUAUACUACUCGUACUGAUGAUCAUUACAAAGCUACAUAAUAUUUUUAUAGCUUUUUAUUAUAUCACCUUACAAAAUUAAGAUUUUUCUACGUUACAAAUUAUUCAUAAAAUAUAAAAAUAAAUACGUA
Molecule: messenger RNA, 987 nt
Organism: Chelonus insularis
Lineage: Eukaryota; Metazoa; Arthropoda; Insecta; Hymenoptera; Braconidae
Gene: RPA2
Product: Replication protein A2
Exons: 2
Coding region: 170-898 (242 amino acids)
Biological process (GO): nucleotide-excision repair; double-strand break repair via homologous recombination; DNA replication
Cellular component (GO): chromosome, telomeric region; DNA replication factor A complex; site of double-strand break
Molecular function (GO): single-stranded DNA binding
Source: RefSeq, a predicted model, not a curated record